AGCGAGGGUCCCCGGCCAGUGAUAAUGGUAGCUGUGUGACGAGAAGGAGGGGUUUGCUGUCUCGCCGUGCGGAGAGGGCCGCCACGGAAACAUUUUAUUCCACCUCAGCUCGCAGGAACCCAAGUUGUUAUUGUUGAAAAAGAGAGAGAGAGAGAGACUGCUGGACCACAACCCCCGUUUCCUCUUUUUUGAAAGAAAGAAAGAAAAAAAAAUACAUAUACAAAUAUAGCAAAUUUUGGAAAAUAAAGAGAAAACAAAGAGAAAAAUAGAAAGAGGAAAAACAAAUAGAAAAUUAAGAAUAACAAAAAAUAAACACGCGGCCCGUUAGAGGGAAGAAUUAAGAAAAAAAAGAUAAACCAAUAGAUAACAGAAAGAAAACAAUAGAUAACAGAGAAGAAAAAGAACCGCACUAGAUCGUAACGGACCAAAGAGGAAGAUAAAGAUAACACCAAGACCCAGUCAUGAAGCGUCGGAUUGGCUUUGGAAACGACGCUGAAUUCAUGUCCUACCUCAUGGACGUCGCCGACCGUUCACAAAG
Molecule: messenger RNA, 538 nt
Organism: Penaeus chinensis
Lineage: Eukaryota; Metazoa; Arthropoda; Malacostraca; Decapoda; Penaeidae
Source: RefSeq, a predicted model, not a curated record